Messenger RNA from Microthlaspi erraticum, 711 nucleotides. The record is from the annotation of a GenBank genome assembly. Lineage: Eukaryota; Viridiplantae; Streptophyta; Magnoliopsida; Brassicales; Brassicaceae.
AUGGUGCGUUGUAGAGAUUCAAUAAGCAAUUUGCCUGAUGAGAUUCUGGGCAAAAUCCUGUCUUUAGUUCCGACAAAAGUGGGUGCUUCCACAUCGAUUCUGUCCAAGAGGUGGAGGAAUCUGUUGGGUCUUGUAGACGAGCUUAGUUUUGAUGACGAUGUGAAAUUUUCGUACCCCAGCGAAGAAGAAGCGACGAGAGGGUACGUGGACAAAACAUGUGCUCUGAUAAGCAAUAUCCCCAUGAUCAAGAAACUCUCUCUGUGUCAUGUACCUGAGACAAGUUUGGAGGGUAACGAAUCUGAGUGGACGUACAAUUGUGUCAACCGUUGGGUUCGGACUGCAAUGGAAUCCGGUGUGUUGGAGCUACACCUACACCUGGAAGCUGUCCUCUCUUCUGGUAUUUGUAUCAAGUCAAAGCUGUUGAGGAGCAACACACUGGUGAAGGUGAAGCUCACACUAACCGUUUCGUUUGAGUAUGACCAAUACUGUUGGCUCAUCGAUGGCUGCCUUGCCCUGGAAGAGUUGUUCAUAACCGAUGCUGAUCAUUGGUAUCCGCCGUGCUGUGGUGCCGGCGUGCAAAGUGCUUCCCUCAAGCGACUUGUGGUUCUUGUCAAUCUUCCGGAUUCUAAAGAGGAACACGACUGCAUUCUUGUUAGUGUGUUGCUCAUUACGAAGUUGGUCUCCGGUUUCAGGGACUUGUGCACAGAGUAA